CAUAUGCUGAUGACGUCAAUGAUACCAAAACAACAUCGAUGUUUUCGCGGGAAAUGUUCAGACUGUGAUGGCAGUGACCGUGAGGAGUUUUAGCGAUGCAAUUGAACUUAUUCGUAGACACGAGGAAGAGACAGCAUUUCAUUAUGUGAAAGACAAGCGAGACAAGAAAAGAUUUGAAUCUGAAAUAAGCUUACAUGGAGAUGAAAAAAUAUUCUGGAAUAUUGCUGCUAAAAAUGGUGAUUUUUCAAUCAAGUAUGAUGGAAUUCCAUUUGUUUUCCUGGGCAAAAAGACCUUCCUGUGCCAAAAUGGAAGAGAUAAAGGAAUAUUCAUGAAAAAAAGAUGGAAAGAAAAAAAGGAAAAACUGAUGAAAGAAGACCAUGUUUUCAUUAAAAACCGGUUCCUGCAGCAACCCACAAAAAAGAUGGGUUGUAAGGCAAGAAUUGAGAUUAAAAAAAUUGCCAAGUUUCCAGAUUUCAAGGUGUCAACCAAUUCUAGAGGAGCCAAGGAAGGGGCUUUGAAAAUGUUGAAAAAAGCUCUUCAAAUGAAGUCAUCUCUGGCCGUAGAUGUUCAGUACUUAAUAUAUAUACCAUCCAAAGAGGAACACCAAUACCACUUAACUGGGGAGAUGGGUGGCUACAGUGAACCUGUAGAUCCAAUGGUGAGGAGCAAGGUCUUGGAGCUCCUUGAAAAUGGUCUCAGGAGCAGACGGGAACUUGAGGCCUGUGUUAGGGAGUAUGUUGUUAACCAGAUGUUUCAAGGAAAGGAACCACCUCCAAAAAGUAGAAGAAGAUAUUUCCCUCAUGCAGUAGAUUUUGCUAACCUCAUCACCAAAUAUAAACUACAGAAGAGAUUUUCAAAAAUAGACCAGGUGAAUGUGGAGAAAAUGCUGCAAGAGGUCCCAUCUGAGUAUCUUUGUUUUUUUCGUGGGUGUUCAUCAACGGUUGAAGAUAUACCCAGUUCCGUGAAAGAGGACACCUUGGAUGAUGACCCUGUCGUGGAUAUGGAAGAACUGUCAGAUGUCAGGGAAUGCAAGAUGCCUGGAAAUAAACUCCUGUUUGUUUAUCAGACACCUGAAAUGCAGAGGCUGUACAGAAUAUAUGGACAGACACUUCUGUUAGAUGCAACAUACAGAACUUGUAGAUAUGCCUUGCCAUUAUUUUUUCUUGUAGUCCGCACCAAUGUGGAUUAUCAGGUUGUUGCAUUUUUUGUUGUGCAGCAAGAAACGAGAGAAAGUAUUGCUGAAGCUCUUACCAUAAUCAGAAAUAGGACUCCAGAAGUGAUACCCGAAUAUCAGCAAGGCAAUGUUAAAAGCUGCCAUUUGUAUCGUAAGUGGUCUGCCCAAGUACCAGUUUGGCUACAGGACAGGCCUAAAUUCAUAUUUGAAGACAUCUGGCAGAAGAUGCAACUAAUAAACCCAAAACAGGUGUCAUCUGUUACAAUGAUAAAAGAUGGAGAGUUCACAAUUGCCAGUGAGCAGGACAGCUCAAAACUCUAUACUGUCAGGUUGGGUACUGACAGUGAAUGCUGCUCAUGCACCUGCCCUAGUUUCCAGCAUUCCAGGAUGCUCUGCAAACAUUUUUUUGCGGUGUUUGCUGGAAAACUAGGGUACGGGUGGCAUGACAUCAGCAGCAUUUACAGAGACCACCCUGUAUUGAAUCUUGACUGGGAACUGAUCAACGCCACCAAUCCCCAAGAGCUGCCCCUGGCACAUGAGUCUUCUGAGGACAACAACUUUGACACUGCUGUUGAUGAAAAUGAGCUGUCUUUCAAUUUGCCAUUGCGACGCAGUACAUUGAAGAACACCUUGAUAUCUGCAAGAUCGAUUUUGAAGCAAAUGGUGGAUCUGUCCUACAAGAUCGACAAGAAGGUCCCCACAGAGAAGUUGUCCACAUGGGUGUCCUCGCUGGAGAAGUGCCUGAGUGAGGUGUCAGAAAUGGUGAAGAGGGAUGGGGGGCUAGUUUUGGAGGCUUCCCCUCUUAAACCACCACCAAAAAAAAAGCUUAAAAGGUCCACUGGAUCCAGUCUUGCCUCUCUACCGAAACAUCCAGCUAAACAUCCAGCAAGCAACAGAGUGGGCAAAAAGGCAGAAUGCCUGAGAUCCCUCUUAAAACCGAAAUUAAAGAGGGCUUCAAAAGGAGAGGUGCCACUGCCUUCCUGUAUGGCUACAGCAGAACAGAAAGUCCUUGUAACACCACAGAACACUGAAGCCAAGUCAGAUACUAACACAUUAAUGGGCAGACUGGGAAUUUCUGUCCCCACCAUUUGGCCAAACCUUUAUAAUGGAGGGAGAAUAACCAUUGGUAACGAAUGGGUUGAUGACAGAGAUAUGCAAACUUUACAAGGCAGCCAGUGGCUGAAUGACAAAGUCAUCAAUGCUUAUAUGAAUGUCAUCAAAGAAAAGCAUGAAGGUAUUUUCACAAUACCCUCCUAUGCAGCUGUCCUUUGAGACCAAGGGCGCUUCAAUCAAUACCUGUUUCCACAUGUGAAAUUCUCUGAAUACAGAUGGGUUUUCCUACCUAUUUGUGUGCAACAUCACUGGGUGUUGCUUGCAGCUCACAUACAGACUCGCACUGUUGUUGUACUUGAUUCCCUUUAUGACGGCAGAUUUGACCACUACAUUGAUAAAUGGAGAACAUACAUGAAGAUCAGAGGGGAAGAUAACCAGAAUUGGACCAAAGGGCAAAUGAAGUCCUCAAAACAAAAUGAUGGACAUAGCUGUGGUCUCUUUGUUUUACUUAAUGCCCUCAUCCUAUCCAAGAAUAUGGACUUAAAGUCAGAAAGUAUCAACAGCAGUGACACUGCUAACAUGAGGAAGCAUGUCCAGCAAGCUUUCCUUCAAAGACUGUGAUCCAGUUCAGUUACUAUGUACAGACACAGAUGUAUCUGUGCAUAUAGCUGUCACCUUGCUUUAUUAUACCUCAAACACCAGCAUUAUCAACUUUGACUUAACUCCCAUCCACCUGAAGCCAUGUACAUUUUCUGCAUUGGUUUAUGCAAUAAUUAAUGCUGUUAAGGGCCCCUUUACAAUGGACGGUGUCCUUUCUGCGUCCAGCAGUACGGAUUCA
Messenger RNA from Lingula anatina, 3065 nucleotides. RefSeq lists its product as uncharacterized. Gene Ontology annotation, molecular function: DNA-binding transcription factor activity. Lineage: Eukaryota; Metazoa; Brachiopoda; Lingulata; Lingulida; Lingulidae. The record is from RefSeq and is a predicted model, not a curated record.